AUGAAUGAAAAGUAUAAAAAUAAAAUAGAAGUUCAACAAACAAGGGAUGAAGAAUAUGAGAAGGUAGAAAUGUUAAUAAAAGUUAAUGAAACAAUAAUUUCGCUAAAUUCACUUUCUGUACAAUCUUCAACAUUAAAAUUAAAAGGAUCAUCUGAAGAUAAGAAAAAUUCAGAUCGGGCUAGAUCAUUAAAAAGAUUUUCACCAUAUCAAAGUCCUAGAAGUUAUUGUUUAAAUGAUGAUGUAAAUGAUUCAUUAAAUCGUGGGCGAUCGAAUAGUUUUCAUUGUAAAUAUGAUGGUUCUAAACUUAUAACAAAUAAAGAUUGUUUCCGAAAUCGACGACAUACUUUAGGUUCAUUAGAUUCGUUGUGCUCUGAUGAUGAGAAGUCUCCUGAUACUAAUAAUACUGAUUUGAUCUCUAUUAACCUAAAUGAGACGACGCUUGAUGAUGGUAGCACAAAUUCACUCAACAAUAGUGUCAAUAAUAUAACCAAUAAUUCAUGUUCGUUUGAGAUGUGUAAAAAACCAAAGUAUUCAGAGGAUGCAGAAUUUGUUGGUGAAAUGGAUGAAUUAAGCGAUUACUUUAAUCAUUUUGUGGGAGUUGAAAUGAAAAUGUCUUCUCUUGCAGAAUCAAUGUAUGCUUGA
Messenger RNA from Strongyloides ratti, 642 nucleotides. RefSeq lists its product as hypothetical. Bases 1 to 642 code for a protein of 213 amino acids. Lineage: Eukaryota; Metazoa; Nematoda; Chromadorea; Rhabditida; Strongyloididae. The record is from RefSeq and is a predicted model, not a curated record. The transcript has a single exon.